Messenger RNA from Salvia hispanica, 1104 nucleotides. Its product is annotated as GDSL esterase/lipase CPRD49-like. Gene Ontology annotation, molecular function: hydrolase activity, acting on ester bonds. The record is from RefSeq and is a predicted model, not a curated record. NCBI's taxonomy places the organism in Eukaryota, Viridiplantae, Streptophyta, Magnoliopsida, Lamiales, Lamiaceae.
AAAAAAAAAAAAAAAAAAAAACCCUACUGAGCUUGAUUGCUGAAGCAAGUGAAAUGGAUAAGAUUCUGGAUUGCUUCGACAAAUCGAUCAACUGCAACUGCCUACCAUGAAGAUCAAAUAAUCGGAGGAAAAGUCAAGGAGAGGAGAGAGAGAAUCGGAGAGAUGGUAGGACCAGUGAGGCCAUUGUUCGUGCUGUUUGGAUCAUCUAUUGUUCAGAUCAGCUUCUGCAAUGGAGGCUGGGGUGCUAUCCUCUCCGAAAUCUACGCUCGUAAAGCUGAUAUAAUUACCAGAGGCUACUUCGGUUGGAAUUCACGACGAGCUCUCCAAAUCCUUGAUCAAGUUUUCCCAAAAGAAGCUGAAAUUCAGCCAUCGUUGGUGAUUGUGUAUUUUGGUGGCAAUGAUUCCACGGGACCUCAUUCAUCCGGAAGAGGUCCUCACGUCCCUCUUCCAGAAUACAUUGAGAACAUGAAGAAAAUCGGAACCUAUCUCAAGAGCCUCUCAGACAAAACUCGUGUAAUAUUUCUUACUUGUCCUCCUAUCAAUGAAGCCAAGGUUCGUAUCAGCAGUGUAUAUUUCAGUGAGCUGGUCCGGACAAAUGAGCUAUGUCGCACAUAUUCCGCAGCUCUUAUGGAGCUGUGCAAGGAGUUGGGUAUAAAUGCAAUCGAUCUUUUUACUGUAAUCCAGAAACGAGAAGAUUGGCAAGAAGCUUGCCUCAUAGAAGAUGGAAUUCACUUGUCCGCGGAGGGCAGUAAGAUAGUCGCGGAGGAAAUACUUAAGGUGAUCAAGGAAGCCGAGUGGGAGCCUAGUCUGCAUUGGAAAUCAAUCGCUACUGAAUAUUCGGAGGACUCGCCUUACGAUCUCGUUGCAGCUGAUGGAGAAAGAACCUUGAAUCCCUCAGCAUGGACUUACUACAGAGAAACCCAAUGGGAGUAAGUCUUGGCCUCACUGCUACUAGGAUCAUUACUAUGAGUUACCCAAAUAUGCAAUAGGGUCAAUUAUUUGAGGUUGUAAAACUCCUUCAAGUAUAUAUGAUCAGUGUGUGUUUAAUGGCUGAAAAUAUUAUGUAACAUAUUACUGUACUACUAUUAGAGUUCUUUCUAAAUA